AUGUCAUUUUUAUAUCGACUACCUCGUGUGAUUUAUGUUGAGAAUAAUACAGCUUCAUCUUCAAAUAUAUCUAGAAUAAGUAAAAAGAAAGAAAAAAUUUAUAGUUUUACUAAUGUUUACUUUGAAAGGGCUUUUGAUCCUACAACUGAUGAAGUGCAUGAUAUCAAUGAAGUAGAAAUAGUUGAUGAAAGAAAAAAGCCUUUGUCUAUUGUUACUAAUGAAGCAUAUAUAGAAAAGAUGAAAGUUUUUGAUCCAGCAUUUUCUGUAUCAUGUGCAAAAAAAUUAAGAACUAUGAUUAAAAAAAGUUGCAGUUUUAACAAAGAAGCAUUACGUGAAAUUUUUCAACAAAAAAUGAUUAACUACAGACUUCUGGACCAGUAG
Entrophospora sp. SA101 is the source of this 381-nucleotide messenger RNA. The record is from the annotation of a GenBank genome assembly. NCBI's taxonomy places the organism in Eukaryota, Fungi, Glomeromycota, Glomeromycetes, Entrophosporales, Entrophosporaceae.